This is a messenger RNA of Meyerozyma guilliermondii ATCC 6260, 897 nucleotides long. RefSeq lists its product as uncharacterized. Lineage: Eukaryota; Fungi; Ascomycota; Pichiomycetes; Serinales; Debaryomycetaceae. Gene Ontology annotation, molecular function: G protein-coupled receptor activity. Gene Ontology annotation, biological process: adenylate cyclase-activating G protein-coupled receptor signaling pathway. The transcript has a single exon. Gene Ontology annotation, cellular component: plasma membrane. The record is from RefSeq and is a predicted model, not a curated record. The coding region runs from base 1 to 897 and encodes 298 amino acids.
AUGAAAUCCAUCUUCAUAUACCCUUUUGCAUACUUGGCUCUUUGGCUUUUUCCAUUCAUUCUCCAAACCACCCAAGUCAACUAUGAAUUCCACCACCACCCCAUCUACUGGCUCAAUUGUAUGGGAGCAUUCUUCCAACCACUCAACGGGUUUGUGGAUACUUUGGUUUUCUUCUAUCGAGAGCAGCCAUGGAAAUAUACCAUUUUGAGAAACUUUGAAAAAGAGUAUGUUCAGAAUAUGAACCAAACUGUCUUCCUGACCCACAGUUCGAGCUCAAUGGCUACCAGUGCAAAGCUCACAUCACAAUCACUCUGCGCCGGUAUGAUCGAUUACAGCACAUACCCUCGUUGGCGCAGAAUUUUGGCCCGGCUCCACCUUCCAUUUUUCACAUUACCAACGCCAGAAAACAUGUCCAAACUCCAGGAACAUUAUCUUCACGCCCGGUUCCGGCGUCCUUCCAUACAUAACCUGCGUUCAGCGCAAAUAGUCAAAUCGUCCGCUCCAAUAGCUCCAUUGGACGGUCAUGAUUUCUCCAAUAUUUUACUUGACGAAUCGGGCGAAAAUACAAUUCUGCCCUACACCGCCAGCCUCGAGAAAUUCACUCUUGAUUUUAAUAGGAGAAACUCCCAAGGGUCAAAUUCUGUUGGUAUACCUGCCAGUUACAAUGGAUAUCAUCGACGGGGAAGCUUGAUAUCUUCUGACAGGUCACACCGAUCGCGUCAAAUGAGUACCGUCGACCCCAACGAGCCCAUAAUUGACGAGAAUCAAGAACUAGGAAGCCAAGAUAAUUCAGGACUCAAGCCCAAUUACAAGUACGGCAGACCCUUAAGGACAAGCACAUCUUCUGCAACCAAAGAAGAAAAAGAAAUGGACUUUAUGGAAUUUUUGAGUCACUAG